Messenger RNA from Bufo bufo (common toad), 864 nucleotides. RefSeq names its product gastrula zinc finger protein XlCGF17.1-like. The annotation marks the transcript as partial. Gene Ontology annotation, biological process: regulation of transcription by RNA polymerase II. The transcript has 2 exons. Gene Ontology annotation, molecular function: DNA-binding transcription factor activity, RNA polymerase II-specific; RNA polymerase II cis-regulatory region sequence-specific DNA binding. The record is from RefSeq and is a predicted model, not a curated record. NCBI's taxonomy places the organism in Eukaryota, Metazoa, Chordata, Amphibia, Anura, Bufonidae.
AUGUCUGCAAAUUUUGAAUAUGGAAAAGAUUUUGAAAAUAAUGCAAAUCUUUCUGUGCACAAAGAAAUUCAGAAAGAUGAACCGUCAUGUUCUGAAAGAGAAAAAACUUUUAAUCCAUAUUCAUGUUCAGAAUGUUUGAAGUGUUUUUGGCAGAAAUCACAUCUUGUUAAACAUCAGAAAACUCACACAGGGGAGAAGCCAUUUUCAUGUUCAGAAUGCGGGAACUGUUUUAGUCAGAAAUCACAUCUUGUUGUACAUGAGAAAACUCACACAGGGGAGAAGCCAUUUUCAUGUUCAGAAUGCGGGAACUGUUUUAGUCGGAAAUCACAUCUUGUUAAACAUCAGAAAACUCACACAGGAGAGAAGCCAUUUUCAUGUUUGGAAUGUGGGAAGUGUUUUAAGAGUCAAGAUUAUCUUAAGAUACACCUAAGAACUCAUACUGGGGAGCAGCCAUAUUCAUGUUCAGAAUGUGGGAAAUGUUUUAAUUAUAAAUUAAGUCUUGUAAUACAUCAAAGAAUUCACACAGGAGAGCGGCCAUUUCCAUGUCUGGAAUGUGGGAAAUGUUUUAGUGAUAAUUCAAGUCUUGUGCAACAUCAGAGAAUUCACACGGGAGAGAAGCCAUUUCCAUGUCCUGAAUGUGAGAAAUGCUUCAGUCAGAAAACAAUUCUUGUGCAACAUCAGAGAAUUCACACAGGAGAGAAGGGAUUUUCAUGUUCUGAAUGUGGGAAGUGUUUUAUUCAGAAAACAAGUCUUGUGAAACAUCAGAGAAUUCACACCGGAGAGAAGGGAUUUUCAUGUUCUGAAUGUGGGAAGUGUUUUAGUCAGAAAACAAUUCUUGUGCAACAUCAGAGAAUUCACACAGGA